Messenger RNA from Aquila chrysaetos chrysaetos, 2833 nucleotides. Its product is annotated as glycine receptor subunit alpha-4. Gene Ontology annotation, cellular component: plasma membrane; synapse; neuron projection. The record is from RefSeq and is a predicted model, not a curated record. The transcript is spliced from 10 exons. Gene Ontology annotation, biological process: nervous system process; chloride transmembrane transport; signal transduction. The coding region runs from base 216 to 1691 and encodes 491 amino acids. Lineage: Eukaryota; Metazoa; Chordata; Aves; Accipitriformes; Accipitridae. Gene Ontology annotation, molecular function: transmembrane signaling receptor activity; transmitter-gated monoatomic ion channel activity; glycine binding.
GGCUCCGCCCGGCUCCCGGGGCCCGCAGCCGGCCGGCACCCACCCCGCGGCGGGCUCCCGCUCGCCCGGACUAUGAGGAGCGGGACCGGGCGGGGGGCGGCGGCAGCGGCGGCGGCGGCGGUAGCAGCCCCGGUGCGACGGGAGCGGGGGCGCCGCCGGCGCCGGCCGGGUCAUGCCCGUGCGCCCGGGGCGGCGGGGCUGCGGGCUGCGGCGGGAUGGGCGCGCUCCGGGCCGGCGCCCUCGCCUUCCUCCUCCUCCUCGGCUGCCUCCUGCCCCGGCGCGGCCCGCUCAGGCUGGUCUCAGGGCGGGAAGAGAUUAAAGCUGCUUCCCGAAGCUCACCCCAGCCCAUGUCACCCUCUGAUUUCCUGGACAAGCUUAUGGGACGAACAUCAGGGUAUGAUGCCCGGAUUCGACCCAACUUCAAAGGUCCGCCCGUCAACGUGACAUGCAACAUCUUCAUCAACAGCUUCGGCUCCGUCACCGAGACCACCAUGGACUACCGGGUGAAUGUCUUCCUGCGGCAGCAGUGGAACGACCCCCGCCUGGCUUACCGUGAGUACCCUGACGACUCCCUCGACCUCGACCCCUCCAUGCUCGACUCCAUCUGGAAGCCAGACUUGUUCUUCGCCAAUGAGAAAGGGGCCAAUUUCCACGAGGUCACCACCGACAACAAGCUGCUGCGCAUCUUCAAGAAUGGCAACGUGCUCUACAGCAUUAGGCUGACGCUGAUCCUGUCCUGCCCCAUGGACCUCAAGAACUUCCCUAUGGACAUCCAGACAUGCACCAUGCAGCUGGAGAGCUUUGGCUACACCAUGAAUGACCUCAUCUUUGAGUGGCUGGAGGAGCAGGAGGCUGUGCAGGUGGCCGAGGGCUUGACGCUCCCACAGUUCAUCCUCAGGGAUGAGAAGGACCUGGGCUAUUGCACCAAGUACUACAACACAGGCAAGUUCACCUGCAUCGAGGUGAAGUUCCACCUGGAGAGGCAGAUGGGUUACUACCUGAUCCAGAUGUACAUCCCCAGCCUGCUUAUCGUCAUCCUCUCCUGGGUCUCCUUCUGGAUCAACAUGGAUGCAGCACCGGCCCGGGUGGGCUUAGGCAUCACCACCGUGCUCACCAUGACCACGCAGAGUGCCGGCUCCCGUGCCUCCCUGCCCAAGGUCUCCUAUGUGAAGGCCAUUGACAUCUGGAUGGCCGUGUGCCUGCUCUUUGUCUUCGCCGCCUUGUUGGAGUACGCAGCCGUCAACUUUGUCUCCCGCCAGCACAAGGAGUUCAUGCGCCUGCGCCGGCGCCAGCGACGGCAGAGGAUGGGCCUGAGCAGCGGGACAGCCAGCCUGGAGUCCCUGCGGCAGCUGAGCGGCUGGCACGGCAGCGAGCACACCUACGCGACGCUCUCCAGCUCCCGGGAGGAAGAGCUUGUCCGCGAGAGCCGCUUCUACUUGCGAGGCUACGGGCUGGGCCACUGCCUGCAGCCAAAGGAUGGGGCUGGGGAGGGCCCUGGCAUCUACAGCCCCCCAACAGCCAGCAUGCUGCUGCGGGAAGGGGAGAGCCUCCGCAGGCGCUACAUCGACCGGGCCAAGCGCAUCGACACCAUCUCCCGAGCUGUCUUCCCCUUCACCUUCCUGGUCUUCAAUAUCUUCUACUGGGUCGUCUACAAAGUGCUGCGCUCAGAGGACAUCCACUCGGUGCCCUGAAACCCAGAAAAGCAUGACUGCCUCUCAGUCUGACCCCCGCAGCGUGCCUAGGCACCACGAGCUCAGCCAGAACCACGUUUCCCUCUGUCCUGGAGCAGCAGCACAGCUGGGCUGGGCCUCGGAGCAUGGACAUAGCAGCCCCCAAGUCCCUUUGGAUGCCAGGGCACUGAGGGGGGGAUCAGCAACCCCAGGUCCCCACGGUCAACUGGAGAGAAAGACCACUCCUGCCUCCUGCAUGGUGUCACCCCCAGGUACCCGGGGAUGCUGUGCUGCCAGGGCACAGGGGAGCCCCUGGUACUUUGGGGUGCUGGACAGCUGGUGGCCAUGGAACACCACCUUCCAGCCAAACACCCUCCAUGUCUGUCUGCUGCUUCUUCAGGCUGCAUCACCGAGCUGUGGGCCAUGAGCAGCCAGGUGAGAGGCUGCAGCCCUCUCUCCUCCCGUGGCCCGGAGCUCGGUUGCAGGAAACAGCAGGCAGCACCCCUGCCUGCACCUGGACUGUGUGGGGUGCUGGCUAUGGCCCCAUAGUCCCCAGUCCAGCAACAGACAGGGCCCCUUUCCUCCCUGCAGAGCCCAGAGCUGCCUAUAAUGCCCGUGGCCGCAGGCAGGACUGUGGCAGGGACACUGGGCAGGAGGCUCCGUUUCCUCCGAGGAAACACCAGCCCUCAGGUGGGCAGCAGGCGAGCCCAGUCUCGCUGAUGGUGAAGGGGCACAGAUGGCCAUUGCAGCAGCAGAUGGGUGCCGUGUGGCACUGCAGAGCCAGCACUGCACUACCUGCAGUGUAGGGCCCACAGCCCAACCUCUGAGGGAGAUUUUUGGGGAUCAAAGUAGUGGGGGCAGCUUGGCUGAUCCCUUUGGAGGAGUAGAGUGAGUGGUGGCAUCCCCAGACUGCUGCGUUCCCACUGCACCACAGUGCCAGCAGAGAGCUGGAGGUGAAAACCACCCCAUUCCCCAGCUUUCUCCCCACCCCAGCGCCCAGGCACGGCGUCCUCUGAGCAGGUUCACCCCUGCUGCUCCUCCACCGGAGCGGAGAGCAUUCGAAACGUCAACAGGACAAGCUCAGCAAGACUUCUAGCCCUCCAGACCUGGAUAUCCUCCGUGCUUAGCAGGAAAUAAAAGCAGUAGGUGAUGUUUAUGUAGGA